AUGGGGAUAACCAACCAACACCUUCCGGACAAGACAGACAGUCACAAUCAGCCAUUUCCUGACAGAGGGCAUACAAAGUACACACUGAUAAAUAAUCAGGGAAUUGGAGAGGACUGGGAACAUCCUGUACAUUUCUGUUGCUACCUGCCAUGGACUUACUUAUCUGCAACAUCUUAUGGCUUAGGAUCUAAUUCUGCUUUCCUGAAAGCUCCAACUACAAAUGGCAAAGUGACCCCAAAGCAGGCUGUUACAUGGAUUAAGACUGAGAGAUCUCAACAAACCGUUUUGACAAACAGCUUUGAGGAAAAGAAUCCACCUCCUACCCAAAAAACACACCUGAAUAGUAUUUGUCUGCAACAUCAGCUAUAUCUUCUGCUGAAGAGCCAUUUACUUUGCCUUUUAAAGAAUGAGAUGAGACUAAUCAUCUUCUUCCUAUGUGCUUAUGUACCAAAGGUGGCAGCAGGUCACUGCAAAUGGGCAGAAGUUUUGAAAGAUUUGGAGCAGAUCAAGACAUCCAAAGACAUUGAUAUCAGUUUAUAUACUGCAAACAUAGAUGAGGAUAAAGAAUGCCAAGAACCUGUAAUGAGAUGCUUCUUCUUAGAGACAGAAGUGAUUCUUCAAGAAUGUCUUAUAAAAAAAUGUAGUAAAACACAGGAUGUAAUGAAUAUAUGGAAAAAUGGAAAUGCAAGCUUAAAAAAUAACAAGUUCAAUUCCACAACAUCAUCAAAAUGCAAAGAAUGUGAAGAGUAUGAAGAAAAAAAUUUUACAGAAUUUAUACAGAGUUUUGAAAAGGUUAUACAGAAGGAAUGCAAACACUGA
Molecule: messenger RNA, 819 nt
Organism: Chaetura pelagica (chimney swift)
Lineage: Eukaryota; Metazoa; Chordata; Aves; Apodiformes; Apodidae
Gene: IL15
Product: interleukin 15
Exons: 8
Coding region: 1-819 (272 amino acids)
Biological process (GO): immune response; positive regulation of tyrosine phosphorylation of STAT protein; positive regulation of immune response
Cellular component (GO): extracellular region
Molecular function (GO): cytokine receptor binding; cytokine activity
Source: RefSeq, a predicted model, not a curated record